This is a messenger RNA of Rubroshorea leprosula, 2053 nucleotides long. The record is from the annotation of a GenBank genome assembly. NCBI's taxonomy places the organism in Eukaryota, Viridiplantae, Streptophyta, Magnoliopsida, Malvales, Dipterocarpaceae.
CAUCAUCGUUCAGUUCUGUUUUCCUUUUUUUGCGCUCUGAUUUUUGUGACGCGCGCUCCGCUCUCGAACUCGAAACUCGAAAGGAGAAGAAUCGUAUCGAAACGAAUCAAAGCGAGAGAGUAUGCAUCCAAUAAAUGCUGUUUUGGCGGCGAAGGUGACGAUGAUGACGGCGCAAUCAAGCGGCGCCUGGGAGGGAAUAUCGUUCGGAUCGGUAUGGUUCUUCGUCAAUGCAGGCGUCUCCUGCUUCCUUGUUCUCUUCGCCGGUAUCAUGUCCGGCCUCACUCUCGGCCUCAUGUCCCUCGGACUCGUCGAGCUCGAAAUACUCCAGCGCAGUGGAACUCCGACCGAGAAGAAACAAGCUGCGGCAAUUCUACCAGUGGUACAAAAGCAGCAUCAACUUUUGGUGACUUUGCUUUUAUGUAAUGCAGCAGCAAUGGAGGCUCUCCCAAUAUACUUGGAUAAGCUAUUCAAUCAAUAUGUGGCAAUCAUAUUAUCUGUGACUUUUGUUCUAUUUUUUGGAGAGGUUAUUCCACAAUCAAUAUGUACUAGAUAUGGAUUGGCUGUAGGUGCAAAUUUUGUGUGGCUUGUUCGGAUUCUAAUGGCUAUUUGCUACCCAAUUGCUUAUCCCAUUGGGAAGAUUUUGGACUGGGCACUAGGACAUAACGAAGCACUAUUUAGGCGGGCUCAGUUAAAAGUCCUGGUCUCCAUCCACAGCCAGGAGGCUGGAAAGGGAGGUGAACUUACUCAUGAUGAGACGACGAUCAUUAGUGGAGCACUAGAUUUGACUGAAAAGACAGCAGAGGAGGCUAUGACACCUAUUGAAUCAACUUUCUCUUUAGAUGUCAAUUCAAAGUUGGAUUGGGAGGCUAUGGGUAAGAUUCUUGCAAGAGGUCAUAGCCGUGUCCCUGUCUAUUCUGGAAAUCCAAAAAACAUUAUUGGACUUCUACUGGUGAAAAGUCUUCUCACUGUGCGACCUGAAACUGAGACCCUUGUUAGUGCUGUUUCCAUCAGGAGAGUUCCUAGGGUUCCAGCUGAUAUGCCUCUUUAUGACAUAUUAAAUGAGUUCCAAAAGGGAAGCAGUCAUAUGGCGGCUGUUGUGAAGCCCAAAGGCAAAAGCAAGAAUCCCCCUCCAAUGAUUGAUGGGGAAAAACAUGAAGAAAACAAAUUUCCUAGUGCUGACUCCCAACUGACUACUCCUUUACUAUCCAAGCCAGAUGAGAAGCCAUAUUCUGUUGUUAUUGACAUUGACAAGGCUUCAAGGCCUACUAGCGGUAACAAGCAAGAUGCAGCAACUAAUGGACUAACUUAUACAUAUGAGGAUAUUGAGGAUGGUGAAGUGAUCGGUAUCAUCACUCUAGAAGAUGUAUUUGAAGAACUUCUACAGGAGGAGAUUGUGGAUGAAACAGACGAAUAUGUUGAUGUCCAUAAGAGAAUUCGUGUUGCUGCGGCUGCUGCUGCUUCUUCAGUGGCAAGGGCACCAUCAAAUCGGAGGUUAACUGGCAAUAAAGCAACUGGAGCUCAAAGUAAGUCAGGCAUAACCCCAAAGAAAUGUGCUGAGGCUGAUUCAAAUUCUACUAGGUUUCACUCAAAUACCAGUGAGCCUCAUGUUGUGAACAAGGGAUGAUCAGCAGAUGCCAGUCCUACUAAAGUAGACUAGCAGAGGGUAUUUUUGGUUUCCAUAAAGAAGAGGUAGAAGAGAAGGUGUGAAGUGUAGAUGGAAAAUUAAAAUGAUGCAAAAUGAACUGAUUCUUCAAAUCCUUUAGGCCUAGGACAUAUUUGGGUAUUAAUUGAACCAAGAGAACAGCUAAUCGUUACGCAUUAUUCUGAUGUAUUUGUCCCGCAAUGAUAUGAAUUGUAAGCAAGCCAGUCCAUCACUAUGAAUAGAAAUCUGAAUUCUGAGGGAAGCAGUUAUCCCAAAGGAACUGUUUCCAAAAAUCUGUACAGGUGUUAAUGUGUUUGUGCUUUAGCUGUACUCCCCCAAUUCCAAACCAUGGGAAUCAUCUCUAUUAUUUGUUUUGCCUCUGUAAUUUUAUAAUAAAAAAUGUGUUGUGCA